Molecule: messenger RNA, 1065 nt
Organism: Cladophialophora psammophila CBS 110553
Lineage: Eukaryota; Fungi; Ascomycota; Eurotiomycetes; Chaetothyriales; Herpotrichiellaceae
Exons: 1
Coding region: 1-1065 (354 amino acids)
Biological process (GO): chromatin remodeling
Cellular component (GO): Swr1 complex
Molecular function (GO): nucleosome binding
Source: RefSeq, a predicted model, not a curated record
AUGCCUUUAAUCGAAGAACUACCGAUCACAGCCGCUGCCCGUGCCUCGCAUGGCUGGACCUACGUUCCCGACACUGGAGCACCCGUCCCCGCCGUGCAACUGGGCUCCCGCAAACGUGGCCGCGACGGGACGACAGCACCCGCAUCUGCACAUAAACUCUCGGCGAAGCAAGAAAAGGCCAUCCAACAGCGACUGAAUGACUUGAACAAGGAAAACUACCGCGAAGCCAAUAUCCCGAUCCCGAAGCGAGAAGGCGCAAGGGCGAAAGAGAAGAAGGCCACACCAAACGUGAGGCGGAUUUUCGCGUACAAUAGGACCUUCCAGCAUUAUCUAGCGGACGAGGAGGCCGGGGUGAAUGUCUAUGGAAGUGCUGCCAUUAUUCCCCCUGCCACAAGUACACGAGGUCAAGCGAGACAUGAGCAGACGCAGAAGACAGCCACAGAUUCCAGGAGGCGGGGUGCUGCUGCCCUCGAGACUCCGCCCACAGCGGCCCAGAGAAGAGCUUUGAGACAUUUGAGCUCGUUGAAACAUUCCAAAACCGCGCCUGUGAAGACCGUGGGAGCGGAAAGCGCCAACGAUGCUGACGUUGAGAUGCCUGAUGCUCCCCCGCCUACGAAACCCUCGGAACCGGCUUCACCCACAACACUUCACAAAUCGCCCAGUUCAUCCCGGGACAAACAACAACUUUCUUCGUCCCCAUCAGCGAGGCAACUGCCUCCUCCAGCCUAUGACCCAGCUCUCGACCGCCACCCACUGCUACGUACACUUGGUGUCCCCAAAAUGCCAUCGGAGCGCGUUAUGCAAGCUCUCCUCUCAGAGCCACCGCUCAGUUACGUUGCGGCACGGGCAAAACCACUUGACGACAACAUCGACAGCAAUGGCCGGUUCGCCAUGCGUACGGGAAACAGCGCGCUUAUGGCCAAACCGCAGCGCUGGUUCUGCUCCGUGUGCGGCUACUGGGGCAAAGUGAGGUGUAAGUAUGGUUGUGGAGAGAGAAUAUGUGGGCUGUUGGAUUGUUGGAAGGGUCAUGAAGCGGUUUGUACGCUGGCGGCGACAGGCUACUGA